AUGAAUGAUGAUCUUGAACGCGUGGAAGAUUCUAUGGACAUAUUUGCGAACGAGCCGAUGGAUUUGGAGCAAAUUAAGUUAACACUUGCCAUUAUGCAGCUAGACCCCGCCGAUAGAGCAGUGAUUCGUGUUGCCGAUCAACGAGAUGCAAUGCAAAAACGUGCUUUUACAAUUUGGGUCAAUAAACAUUUAUCAGAGCACGGAUUUUUUGUAAAUGACCUAUUCAGGGACUUCCAGAGUGGCCACCUACUGAUCAAACUCAUCGAAAUUCUGUCGGGUCAAAGCUUGAGCAUUGAAUAUGGCCUCACCCGGGUUCACUGCAUUCAGAAUGUCCAACGCGUGUUGGAGUUCCUUCAAUUCCGAAAGGUUCGGAUCGUGAACAUCCGUCCGGAUGAUAUUGUUGAUGGCAAUCCAAAGUUAACCCUCGGUCUAAUAUGGAUAAUCAUCCUCCAUUUCCACAAUGCCCUACCACCAGAUCUAAUAAUUCCAGAGGGCCGAUUGAUCCUUAAUAACGGCAGCAGCUCUCUCCAGAGUCUGGCUCUGUUGGAUGAAACUGCAGGUCGGAAUCUCCUCUCCUGGUGUAGAGUCGUGACAACAGGCUACCGUGGUGUAGAUAUCAAUGACUUCUCGUCUUCUUGGAGUGAUGGACGUGCCUUUCUUGCCAUCAUCCAUCGCUACAAACCUCACUUCUUCGACUACUCUAAGGCUGCCAGUCGGCCGCCAAAGGAUGUUCUCGACUUCGCCUUCCGCAUUGCCGAGGAACGACUCGGCAUAACUCGACUCAUCUAUCCCGAAGACAUGGUCGCCACAGAGAACGCAGUGGAUAGUCGGUCGGUAAUAGUCUACGUUUCCUCCCUCUACGAUGCUCUUGCUCUAUCUCCGCGUGACCUCAUUACUGGCUGCCGCCAAAUUCUUCCAAUUCCGCCUCUUCCAGUAGACGUGGACGUAGCGAUGGCACCACCACCGCUCAGCUCCCAACUAGUGACAACUGCAGAUGUCUCUGAUGAAAUACGCAGUUUAUGGUCUGAGUACCGACUCCUUGCUGCCGAGUUGAUCCAGUGGUUGCGAGCGAAGUGCGACCACCUGGCUGUUCGACACUUCCCUGCUGACUUAGAGUCCAUGCAGCGGCAGGUCGUUAAUGAUCUGAAGCGACACAGGCGUGAAGAAUUGCCUCUAAGGGAGAGACAACGUCAGCAGUUGGUUAGACUCUAUGCCGAUUUGCAGAGUGCGGCAAGUGCGAAUUUGCUGAGGAUUGACCCUUUCAUGAAUAUUGAACACAUCUUCCGACUGUGGAAGGAGUACGAGCUGGCUUUACAGAAACGUGAAAUGGCUGUGGCAGCGGAGACUUCACGCUUGGAGCGUCUUCAAUUGGCCGGUGAAAGGAUAGAACGGGAAUGCGGGGUUCUUCAAACACAAGAAGCCGCUUUGGAAAAACGCAUAAAUGAGAUGGAAUCCCAAUUUGCAUCGUCGCAGUCGAUUGACAUCGACGGUGAGUUAAAACGGUGGAUGGCACAGAUGGAAGUGGUCGAAACCGGUGUAAAUAAUCUCUUUGGUCAAGUUCAAAUUCUUCGCAACGGACGCUACAUCAGAACGGAACAGGUCUACCGAAAAGUGUGUACAUUGCAUCAACGCCUCCUCGAAUUGCAACGACGCUGUCGAAACUUCCUCAAGGUCACCUCGAUGAACCAAUCAGGCGACCGGAUUCAGGCCUUGCGAGCCAACGGUGAUAGCUGGAUGGCCAUUCCUGAUGGUCGCAGCAGCAAUAGUCUGAGGUGGCUGGCAAAACAAAGCAAACACUUCGGCGCUUUACAGACCGCUCAGGAUUGGAUGCAGGAGCGCAAAGAAGCCAUUGAAAACGCACCUUUUGGUGAUAAUCGGAAGUCCAUUGCCGAUGCAACAAAGCGCUUUGAGCUGAUUCACAAGGAGAUUGAAAAGUUUCACUCCGAAGUCGAAGGCUGCCAAGCCUUGAGGGCUCAAGUAUCUGGCGAUGAAGUGAAGUUUUUUGAAGUCCUCAUGAAUCAGAUUGAAAAUCAGUACGAUGAACUGAUGAAAAAAUCCAAGAGACGCUUAGAGUUCGGUCGUUCCCUCCUCGUCUUCGUUGAACGUGCCAGCAACUCUAUGCAGUGGCUACGAGAGAAGGAGACCAUUGAAGUCACGCGUAUCUGGUCUUCCCCUCACGAAUUGAAGUCGGAUGAAAUUUACGAAUUCUUCCGGGGUCUCCUUAGAGAAAUUCAAUCUCAGGAACACCAGUUUAACGAAAUCAGUACCCUCGGCUCUUCUUUGCACCUUGAGGGCCAUCCGUCUUUCGAUUUAAUUCAGACUUACUUAACCUCACUGGACAGUCAUUGGGCAUGGCUACUUCAAUUGACCCACUGCCUUGAAACCCGUCUCGAUCAAACUGUCAGGUUCCAGCAGUUCUUCACCGAAGCACAAGAAGUUGAGACCUUCCUUACCACCAAAAUGAAAGAGAUAAAUGACAUGAAUUUGACUUCAGCCUCAGGGAAUAUCACCGUUGAAAUUGCCAGUGAAUUUAUGAAGAAGAUUGCUGAUAUGGGCGAGGUGAUUAGAGGACAAGGUUUUCUUGUGGACAAGUUGGUCGAAACGAGUGACGAAAUUGUUGAUUUGGCCUUUCGAAACGAUCCUCACGAGACGGUAAUUUCCAUCUGCUUCUUCGCACCCAACAGUGAACCUCACUAUAUGGAACUGGCUCCAGAACAAAGUGAUCCAGCCAUCAUCACUUGGCCAUCUGGGAACUUUAAAAAGGGCGAGCGAAUGACAAUCUUCGCAAAACCAAGUGAAUUUACCCUGGAGUUAAGGCACUCAAACGGAGAGGAGAUAGAAGCUCCAGCCGUUUGUUUCUUGCCGGCGCAUCCCUGUCUGGAAGCCAAAACGAGGGCUCAGGAUGUGGUCGCGCGUUUUCAGCGUCUGCAAGUUCUCUGGGCCGACACAGAGCUGAAUCUUCAUGGUCGUUUAUUGAGGGCUACGAUGCAAGCUCUGCCUGGAACAUUGCCCAAUCUUUCAGCUGCCGAAGGGCAACAACUUAUGCGGCAACUGCAUGAGGAUACUCAACGUCACCUAGUUGGAAUGCGAUUGGCGAAUAAGCCGGUCCAGGAAGUUGAGGUAUUCCAGCAGGAGAGCGAGCAGUGCUUCAAGUCCUUGCCAAAUGGGAAUGGCAGUGCAGUAGAUCCCAUCGAAAAGAAUGAAACCACCGAUCUCAAACGCAUUGAGACCACACUCAACGCGUUAGCUGAUCAUCUAAGGAAGAGAACCGGGCAGGUACUCCCCAAUCAGUUAUCCACUUUGGAGGUUGUGCUGAAGGAGCACAAAGAGUGGUCUCGAUCCGUGAAUCAAAUUAGAGAUCACUUGGAACGCAUGCCGGACGAGCAGGGGUCAGCGUCCAGAGGGUCGACCAUUGACAAGUCGGGUUGUGCUGCAUUGCUGGCCGCGGCGAAUGAACUGACCAAUGCGGGGAAGGCGACUGCUCACCGCUUAGCCGAAGUGGACGCGAUCCUCACGCGUCUCGACAGUCUCCAGCGCGAACUGGCUGGGGCCGAGCUGAAAGUGGUGGGAAUUGCCGCUCGGAUCCAUUCACCGCAACAGAAUCUCUCAAGUUCCAAGUCCUCAUUACGCAGCGAUGUCUCUGAAAUGGAAGCCAACAAUGUUCAGGAUAUUCAUGACCAGUUAAAGAAUGUGACACUGGCGCUGGGUGGGUUGCGAAAAAUGCUUGAACAGUUGCCUCAUCAUCUUACCGCUCUGUCGACACAAGGCGUCACCAAAGGUACCAGUGCGGGCAAUCACCGUCUUCCACCUCCAAAUACGUCACUUUUGGAGAAGUCCAUCUUUUCUGUCAAUAGACGAUUGGGCAAUCUGAUUAAUCAGAUAGACUUGAUGAACCAGGAAUUAGUGAAAAUAUCUCAAAACUACAAAACGGCAAUCACUUUGCGACGAGGUUUGACUCUAUGGCUGAGGGAGACAUCAGACCUUGUUGAAGCCGUGGAAAUGCGACUCAAGAACAGAUCUCAUGGGAAUCUCGCCUCCAGUACUGCCGCGAGGAAUCUGGAGCGCGCUUCAGCCGAAGCCGUGCACUGCGAAGCCAAGUUGAAGGAGCUCAAUCAAACCUGCGAAUUUUUAGCCCGCUCACUAGAGGACUCGGCAGGUGGAGGGGAUGCUUACAAACGCGCGGUCAGCUGUCUUACUUUCGCCGCCAUGGAAACCGCCAGCACACGAUUUGUUGGACCACCUGGUAUUGGGGUAAUAGAUCUCGUUUCUCUGGGGACUUCUGUGGCUAAUCUAAACACGCAAUUCCAAGCGCUGAAGAGCAAAAUCGAUGAUAACCUGGCAGUGAUCGGAAAUGCGACUGAUGAAGCGGUGGAGGUUCAAAGUGCCUACAACACAAUCUCUUCCCAUCGAUCGACGGGGAGCACACGGUCUCUCCUGUCAACUUCCAACGACGUGGGAGACUACUUUGUGACUGGUGGAUCUCGUCGUCGCAGACGAAGAAAGAUCUCACCUUCAGUGCCUUUGGAUCAGAGUCAAAUGAAGCGCAGACCUCUAACACGCAAGCCUACGCGAUACUGUGUGGUUUCGGGCUUCUACCUCACCUCACCGAAACAGUCCCUUCGUGUGGAGACAGCCAUCACAAGAACGAUGAUUCGUGAGGGUCGAGUGGACGUCCAACGAAACCUCGUUUAUGACUCAGAUUCCGGGGCCAUGAUCACAGCCGGAGAAGCGUUGGAAAAGAGUGUCAUAGUUGGCCUUAUCUUUACAAAAUUGGAGGUUAAACAGACUGGUGAGACGACUUACUGGCUUGAGAUCUUUCACAAGAGGCAUGACGUCUACCUCGUGGAGGGAAUCUUCGAUGUCAACGCAAAGACAUUGAUUCCAGUGGAAGAAGCACUGGCUUCAAACCUCAUAGACCCUGUCCACGGGCUUUAUCACCACACGGGAACGGAAGAAACCAUCACUCUUGAGGACGCGCAUCAGCAGGGCUUGAUCCGAGUUGUUCCACAACUGCGUCCACCCUGUGAAGAUCUUGCUACUCGACCUUUUGAUUUCAUUCACUAUCGCACCGUAGAAGGCGACUUCGCCGUUCGGUCAUCGAAUGUUGCAUUCAAGCAAAAAGUAGACUUGUUUGUUCAACAGGAAGAGACCGUUAAAUCUGGAUACGCAAAUGUAGGUAUUUAG
Echinococcus granulosus is the source of this 5184-nucleotide messenger RNA. RefSeq names its product Plectin-1. Gene Ontology annotation, molecular function: structural molecule activity; protein binding. The transcript is spliced from 23 exons. Gene Ontology annotation, cellular component: membrane; cytoplasm; intermediate filament. The record is from RefSeq and is a predicted model, not a curated record. NCBI's taxonomy places the organism in Eukaryota, Metazoa, Platyhelminthes, Cestoda, Cyclophyllidea, Taeniidae. Bases 1 to 5184 code for a protein of 1727 amino acids. Gene Ontology annotation, biological process: intermediate filament cytoskeleton organization; wound healing.